Molecule: messenger RNA, 2586 nt
Organism: Bicyclus anynana (squinting bush brown)
Lineage: Eukaryota; Metazoa; Arthropoda; Insecta; Lepidoptera; Nymphalidae
Product: RNA-binding protein 42
Exons: 7
Coding region: 299-1306 (335 amino acids)
Molecular function (GO): mRNA binding
Source: RefSeq, a predicted model, not a curated record
AUGUCAAUUGUCAACCAAAUUAACCAAAAUCCAAAUUUUGUCGAGAACAGAAAUAAUUUAAUAAUUAUUUUGCGCGAUUGUUGAUUAAUGAUUAUUAAAAUAUAUAAAAUAUUUCACAAGUUACAUAAAUAACCUGGAUAUUCAACAGCGCCUGUUUAAACUAAAGGCGCAGUGCGAGAGAUACCCUAAAAUGCAUCACAGUGUACGUACCAUUACACGAGGAUAACUUUGAACUUCAUUAUUAACGUUACUGCGUAAACGUUUUGGAUUGCUUUUAGUUAAAAUCGUGUGCAGCAACAUGGACGAUUCCAGGAAAUUCCAACAGAUGCAAGAUGAAAUGUCGAGAUUUGAAGCGGAGAUCUCGGGUACGGACAUGGUGGCACUACGCCCCGUGAUAGGGGCAGCAACGUUCGGGGUUGUGCAGCAACAGUUAGAGCGUGCCAUACCUCCACCUCCACCCCCACCGGCACUCCUGCCACCGUUUGACAUGAUGGGGGCGAGAUUGAUGUACCCCAGUGUACCACCACCACCACCACCACCAUCAAUGAACCCUAUGAUGGUGCCCGCCUCAGUGCAGCGUCUCCGUCCACCAGGACUACCGGAUGGGUUCCCAGGCCCCAUGCCGUUCCUCAGGCCAGGUAUGCCAGGUCCUCAGCUGGCGCCGCCUCCGCCGCCCAAACCGCAGCCUGUGGUGCUGUCGGCUGCUCCCAGACUAUACAAACAACCCAAAGAGGACGAACACAAGAAAGAAAAACACGAAAGCAAGAAAAGAAAGCGAGAACGCCCCGCGACUCCGCCGCCGAAGAUAGAGCCGGAGGUGGUGGAGCCGCCUGCGCCCGCGCCGCCGCCACCGCCCGUCAUCAGCGUGCCGGAGACUGCCGUGCCCAAAGCUAAGAAGGAGAAGAAACAUAGAAAGGUAGUUCGGACAGCAGGCGGGCAGGUUUGGGAAGACGUGACAUUACUGGACUGGCCUGAUGAUGACUUCAGGAUGUUCUGCGGGGACCUGGGCAACGAUGUCACGGACGAACUACUGACGCGAACGUUCGGCAAAUACACGUCGUUCCAAAGGGCCAAGGUGAUCAGGGACAAACGAACGAACAAGAGCAAAGGGUUCGGUUUUGUCAGCUUCAAAGAUCCCGGCGACUUCAUCAAAGCCAUGAAGGAAAUGGAUGGUCGCUACGUCGGCAGUCGACCAAUAAAGUUGCGCAAGAGUUCGUGGAAGAAUCGCUCGCUCGACAUUGUGCGGAAGAAAGAGAAGGAGAAGGCAGCACUGCUCUCUCUUUUGAUGGCUGGCAACAUGAACUAACAGAAUGACCACAUUAUAUUGAGUUAGUAGAGACAAAUGGGAACAUAUCAUAAGAUCGUUAAUAGGCUGGUUGACACUUUUUCUUAAAUGGUCUUUCUUAAAAACGUCUCAAAAAAUUAUGAUAAUUUUUCUCAAUAUAGACUACAAGCCCUUAAACAAAAAUUAAAUUAUGUGAAAUGAACCAACAUAAAUAACGCUCAGAAGGCUGUUACUAUAUCAGAAAAUAACUCUGAGCACUAUGCCGUCAUUUCUGAGCGGUACAGGUGAGUGCGCGAGUGAAGAGUAAGGCUUGCGACCCUUAUCUUUCGACUCCUGCGCUAGUAAUAUGUACGGCGUUUGCAAUUUAAGACCAUUUAAAAAAAAGUGUCAAUUAACCUAUUUUUUUUUUAGUUGUCUCGUCUCGAAGAACAUAAGCAUCACGUUUUAGUCAUAAAUAACUAAAUAUUUAACCAGGCAUAGGCCUAGGAUGCGUCGACGAUUAGGAGAUACAAAUGUCGAAUGUCGACCAAUAGCGGCAAAAUAGAUAAUAGAUAUGAAUUGAAGACAAAUCGAAUGCGCUGAAAAUUGCCGAUAUUUGAAAUAUUUACCAAGAGAGAGAUAAUCUGCAAAAUAAAAUAAUCUUUAUCAUCAUAAUCAUCGUCAUCAUCAUCAUUAUCAUCAUCACAAUCAUCAUCACAAUCAUGAUGUCAUCCGUCAAAUUAAAAAAAAAACAAGUGUAUUCUAAAAUUAUAGUGCAAAUAUUGGAAUAACUGAGUCUAAUACUUAUAGUAUAGGUAGUAAUGCAUUCACAAACAAAAAAAUAAUUUAAAUAAUUAUGAAAACGCAUGUUUUUUUAAUUUGUUUAAAUGAUUAUUAAAUUUGGCAAGCGAUUUCAGUCUAUACUUUCAUUAGCCAAACUCUAGUUGUUAUAUUUUCAGUGCUACUUUACAAUACAGAAGUCCAAGGUUCGAUCCUUGAUUUGCUCAGUAUAUCUAUAUCUAUUAGUGGCGUAGUGGCGUGCACUUCAUACAUGCAUUAAAGUACUGCAUACCCUAAGAGUUGUCUUCUUAGUGCUUAUAAAAUACACAUUUUUCCAAUUUGCUAAAUUUUAUUACUAGUGCUUACCCUGAUCGACAACCUUAUGCACGCCACUGAUACCCACCCUAAAAUUAUAGACCAACUUACAUUGACAAAAACUUGCGUGUCUCGAUAGAGUAAUGUGCGUUUUGUAUUUAAAUAGAUUUGUUUUCAUUUAGUUAAUUAUACUCAUACAAACAACAUAAUAAACUUAUCUAAUAAGA